GCCGAGAAGGGAGGGCCUCCCUCACCGGAGCUCGCUGCCGCGUCACGUCAGGGCCAAGGGCGGCGCUGUUGCCCUGGAGACGGUUUCGCAGCCCCGCGCCGCAACCAGCCAGGCCUUCAUCUCGACACACUGGGCCAAGAAGCCCUAGCCAUGACCGGGACGACUGCUGCGUCCUUCUCUAUAGGCACGGCCGAUGGGUUGCUUGAGACGGAGAAGAACGCAGGGGAGCCCGAGAAUACCUAUAUUUUGCGGCCCAUUUUCCAGCAAAGGUUCAGACCCUCUGUGGUUAAAGACUGUAUCCAUGCUGUGCUUAAGGAGGAACUGGCAAAUGCUGAAUACUCUCCAGAAGAAAUGCCUCAGCUCACAAAGCAUUUAUCAGAAACCAUUAAAGAUAAAUUAAAAGAAAUGGGAUUUGACCGAUAUAAAUUGGUGGUGCAAGUAGUGAUUGGAGAACAAAGAGGUGAAGGAGUAUUCAUGGCUGCUCGCUGUUUCUGGGAUGCUGACACUGACAACUAUAUUCAUGAUGUUUUCAUGAAUGACAGUUUAUUCUGUGUUGUAGCAGCAUUAGGCUGUUUCUACUAUUGAAUCUUUGAAAAGUUGGAUAAAGAUAUCACCAUGAAGAAAUAUGAACUUUUUUAUACUGUUAAAUAUCUCAACAAAAUAAAGAUAAUUUGGCAGUUUGGCAACUGA
Molecule: messenger RNA, 690 nt
Organism: Hyaena hyaena (striped hyena)
Lineage: Eukaryota; Metazoa; Chordata; Mammalia; Carnivora; Hyaenidae
Gene: DYNLT2B
Product: dynein light chain Tctex-type 2B
Exons: 5
Coding region: 151-585 (144 amino acids)
Biological process (GO): microtubule-based movement
Cellular component (GO): cytoplasmic dynein complex; cytoplasm
Molecular function (GO): dynein intermediate chain binding
Source: RefSeq, a predicted model, not a curated record